This is a messenger RNA of Lontra canadensis (Northern American river otter), 3682 nucleotides long. Its product is annotated as forkhead box protein O4-like. The record is from RefSeq and is a predicted model, not a curated record. Gene Ontology annotation, biological process: regulation of transcription by RNA polymerase II. Gene Ontology annotation, cellular component: nucleus. Lineage: Eukaryota; Metazoa; Chordata; Mammalia; Carnivora; Mustelidae. Gene Ontology annotation, molecular function: RNA polymerase II cis-regulatory region sequence-specific DNA binding; DNA-binding transcription factor activity, RNA polymerase II-specific.
GCUGCCCGGGCGAGUGGUAAACAGAGACGUCAGGCGGGGGCUGCUGCUCCGAGCAAAACAAAAAGGGAACCGGGGGGGGGGGGGGGGGCUGAUUGGGGAAUUGGUGCGGGAGAGAGGCUGGGGCCGCGGGGCCGCGGGCCCUAUUAAGAGGGGAGGGCAGGGAAGAGGCGGGGGGAGGGGCAGCUAGGGGAGGGGCGAGUGACGCGGGGGAGCGGGGCGUUGGGGAGGGCAGUGAUCCGGGUGGAGGAAAUUUGGGAGGAGUGUCCGGGGGGCAGCAACUUAAAAGGGGGAGGGAACUGCGGCUUAGGAGACGUUCGGUGAUGGGAGCGCAAUGUAUGAGGGGAUACGGUGCCUCAGGUUUAAAAGAGCAGGAAGCUGAGAGGUUGGAGAAAAAGUGUCUUCGCUAGGCGGAGGUUACAGGUGGUGCCUCGGAAAGAGCUCCGAGGCUGUCCGCUUGUAGUCGAGAAGACGAUCGGAGAACUGUGUGGAAGGGACAGCUUGGGGGCUAGCGUCCUGGGGCGAGGGGGGGAAGUUCGCGACUUUCUGAGGACUGGCAGGAAUGUGCCUCCUGGCCCUCGGUGCUUCCCCCCUGGGGGGGAGGCAUCGCGAGGGACGGUGGCAGACUCCUCUGAACGCUGAGCGGCGGAGGUCCAACUCCACGUAUGGAUCCAAGGAAUGAGAAUUCAGCCACAGAGGCUGCCGCGAUUAUAGACCUCGAUCCCGACUUCGAACCCCAGAGCCGUCCUCGCUCCUGCACCUGGCCCCUUCCCCGACCGGAGAUCCCUACUGAGACAGCUGAGCCGCCUGAGCCGCCCGAGGUGGAGCCAGGUCUGGGAGACAAGGUACUCACGGAGGGGCACUCAGAGCCGACCCUGUUGCCCUCCCAGCUCCCAGAGCCGGCAGGGGGCCCCCAGCCCGGGAUCCUGGGGGCUGUAACAGGUCCUCGGAAGGGAGGCUCCCGCCGGAAUGCCUGGGGAAAUCAGUCAUAUGCAGAACUCAUCAGCCAGGCCAUUGAAAGCGCCCCCGAGAAGCGACUGACACUCGCCCAGAUCUAUGAGUGGAUGGUCCGCACUGUGCCCUACUUCAAGGACAAGGGUGACAGCAACAGCUCCGCAGGAUGGAAGAACUCCAUCCGCCACAACCUGUCCCUGCACAGCAAGUUCAUCAAGGUUCACAAUGAGGCUACUGGCAAGAGCUCCUGGUGGAUGCUGAAUCCUGAAGGAGGCAAGAGCGGCAAGGCUCCCCGCCGCCGGGCAGCCUCCAUGGAUAGCAGCAGCAAGCUGCUUCGGGGCCGCAGCAAGGCCCCCAAGAAGAAACCUGCCGUGCUGCCAGCUCCACCUGAAGGUGCCACUCCAACAAGCCCGGUCGGCCACUUCGCCAAGUGGUCAGGGAGCCCUUGCUCGCGAAACCGUGAAGAAGCCGACGUGUGGACCACCUUCCGUCCACGAAGCAGUUCCAACGCCAGCACCGUCAGCACUCGGCACUCCCCCAUGAGGCCAGAGUCCGAGGUGCUUGCGGAGGGGGAGAUGCCAGCCUCAGUUAGCAGCUAUGCCGGAGGUGUCCCUCCCACCCUAAAUGAAGAUCUCGAGCUGUUAGAUGGGCUCAAUCUCACAUCGUCCCAUUCCCUGCUCUCUCGGAGUAGUCUCUCUGGCUUCUCUUUGCAGCAUCCUGGGGGGACGGGGCCCUUGCACACCUACAGCACCUCCCUCUUCAGCCCAGCAGAGGGGCCCCUGGCAGCUGGAGAAGGGUGCUUCGCAAGCUCCCAGUCUCUGGAGGCCCUGCUCACCUCCGAUACACCACCACCCCCCUCUGAUGUGCUCAUGACCCAGGUAGACCCCAUUCUGUCCCAGGCUCCGACACUUCUGCUUCUGGGGGGGCUGCCUUCCUCCAGCAAGCUAGCCACGGGAGUCGGCCUCUGUCCCAAGCCACUAGAGGCCCCGGGCCCCAGUGGUCUGGUUCCCACCCUGUCUAUGAUAGCACCACCUUCAGUCAUGGCAGGGGCUCCCAUCCCCAAACCGCUGGGGGCUCCUGUGCUCACACCCAGUACUGAAGCUGCAGGCCAAGAUCGAAUGCCUCAGGAUCUAGAUCUUGACAUGUAUAUGGAGAACCUGGAGUGCGACAUGGAUAACAUCAUCAGCGACCUCAUGGAUGGGGGCGAGGGACUGGACUUCAACUUCGAGCCAGAUCCCUGAGCCAUGGCUGGAAGCUUUGUCCUCCCCUGCUUCGGUGGUGGGGCCAGGCGUGCCUCUUUAGCCACUCUUUACCCUUGACCCCUCCCUGGGAAUUCGGGACCCUGCUUUAGAGCUAGGGUGGGGUCUGCUCCCUUGGGUGUUGAGGAAAUUACAAAGAUAAACCUGCCCCAUAUGGGAACUAUGGAGGGAGGGAGGGAAGGGGGUGGGGGAAAGGGAAAGGGUUUCUUCUCACUGUGCCAAUUAGGGGGUGAGGCCCCCUCUUGGGAGCCAUCCUUGGCUCCCUCCAUUCCCACCCCGCUAGGUUUUACAUCAGGGGUGGGCAAUGCUGUUGGAAAUGUGAAGUCACCAGUGGCCUUACCCCUGCCUUUGGGAGCAGGAUCUUUUGUAGUCUUAUCUGAGCUGGUCCAGGCUGGCUUAAGCCUGGGAUUUUUAUUCAGUGGCCCCCUAGGCCAGUGGGGUGGGGUGGGUAGGGUGGGUUAGUAGGGACCUGGAAGGGCCAAGGUUUGAGCACCGGAGGGGCUCACUGGGCCAAAUCACCCUUGGAAGGCUGCAGAUAACAGAAAGGCUUUUUGUAAACUUUUAAAGACAUAUAAACACAAAUAUAGAGGUUUUUAACAGUGGCAAGGUGCUAGUGAUGGGAAGAAUGCUUUUUUUUUCUUUCUGAAGGCUUUGUCAUAGUGACACGAUGCAAACACUACAGACAUUACUUGGGGAAACACAGGAAGUGGCGGGGGGAGAGCUCCAGGCUGCCACAGAGCAGAGGGGCAGGGGUGCAGCAGUGGACAGCAGUACCCAUCGAGGGGAAAGUUCUGGGAGAUGCUCAGAACAAGGUCUGCGUGUACCUGGCUUAGAGAUUCCCUGUGGAAAAGGCUAAGCCAGGCCCCCUUGUUCAACUUGUGUCUGGGAGUGUGUGGUGUUGGGGGCGCAGUCAUACUCCAGCAUGACCCACUGCUGAUUAGCCCUAUGGUGGGAGAGUGCAUGGAAGGCCUGGAAUUAGUUUGUGGCCUGGAAAGGGGUGGGAGGGGUGGGGGAGAAGAGGAGGGAAGGAUUUAGGGUGGUAAAGUUAGGCACAGAGACCUCCCUGUUCCAGGCCCCUGACAGCUGUCCCUGCCCUUCUUCCCCUUGCCUGACUACAGGGGUUAUGUGGAAGUGUGUGCGGUGGCAGGCAGGGGUGGGGGGGUGGAACAGGGAAUGGGGAGCUGGGGAGCUUGGCUGAGGGUCUGGGAAAUGAGCAGGGAUGGAGGGGAAUGUGGAUCAGGUUUACUAGCACCUGCCAGGGUGGCCAUCUGGGCCUCCUUCUCCACCCCAGCCCCCAAAGCAGCCCCUCCCCCAGUCCCCUUUGCAUUGUCCCCUCCCCCACCCCUGCUGUGGGUUCCCAUCAUUUCCUGUGUCAGCGCCUGGCCUACCCAGAUUGUAUCAUGUGCUAGAUUGGAGUGGGGAAGUGUGUCAAAUCAAUAAAUGAAUAAAUUCAAUAAAUGCCUAUAACCAGC